CUCAUGGCGACGCACUCUGUCUCUUCAGACACCGUACCCAGCUUCCUUCGGGGGAGGGUUUAAGUGAGCGGAAACGGAAGUCUCGCUCUUUUCCGGCCUCCUCCUUGCUGCUUGCUCUGCCGGCCGCGCGCUCCCCUGCUCCCUCCGUAGCCAUGCCUCGCAAAAUCGAGGAGAUCAAGGACUUCCUGCUCACGGCCCGGCGAAAGGACGCCAAAUCCGUCAAGAUCAAGAAAAAUAAGGACAAUGUGAAGUUCAAAGUUCGGUGCAGCAGAUACCUUUACACCCUGGUCAUCACGGACAAGGAGAAGGCAGAGAAACUGAAGCAGUCCCUGCCCCCAGGUUUGGCAGUAAAGGAGCUGAAGUGAACCUGGCACCACUGAUUUGAACUGUAUUAAAGUUUUAAAAAUUCUU
Molecule: messenger RNA, 411 nt
Organism: Lontra canadensis (Northern American river otter)
Lineage: Eukaryota; Metazoa; Chordata; Mammalia; Carnivora; Mustelidae
Gene: RPL38
Product: ribosomal protein L38
Exons: 6
Coding region: 153-365 (70 amino acids)
Biological process (GO): translation; protein-RNA complex assembly
Cellular component (GO): cytosolic large ribosomal subunit; ribosome
Molecular function (GO): structural constituent of ribosome
Source: RefSeq, a predicted model, not a curated record